Messenger RNA from Anneissia japonica, 489 nucleotides. RefSeq names its product MAM and LDL-receptor class A domain-containing protein 1-like. Gene Ontology annotation, biological process: nervous system development. The record is from RefSeq and is a predicted model, not a curated record. The transcript has 2 exons. Lineage: Eukaryota; Metazoa; Echinodermata; Crinoidea; Comatulida; Comatulidae. The annotation marks the transcript as partial. Gene Ontology annotation, cellular component: membrane.
CCCAGGCCAAAUGUGAUUUCGAAGAGCCAUACAUUUGUUACUUUGUACAAGAUGAAUCAGAUGAUUUUGAUUGGAUAAGAACAUCUGGACGAACACCCUCAUCUGGUACUGGCCCAAAUUAUGACAACACAUACGGAACAUUACAAGGUUUCUACAUAUACAUAGAAGCUUCACUUCAAAACCUCAACGACACCGCUCGCAUUUGGACAUUGUCAUAUCCUGCAACGAACGGUACAUGCAUCGAGUGGUUUUACCACAUGUAUGGAAACACAGUGAAUACAUUGAAUGUGUACAUAGUUAAUACAGCAGAUACUGUUGGUACACUUGCAUGGACAAGAAGAAACGAUCAAGGAAAUCUCUGGCGACAUGGACAAAUUUCAGUUGAAACAAACAGUGCCUACCAGAUAGUGUUUGAAGGAAUAGUAGGAAGUAGUUUUACAGGUGAUAUUGCUUUAGAUGACGUCAAGAUCACUGACGGAGCAUGUUACG